Molecule: messenger RNA, 2586 nt
Organism: Lytechinus variegatus (green sea urchin)
Lineage: Eukaryota; Metazoa; Echinodermata; Echinoidea; Temnopleuroida; Toxopneustidae
Exons: 5
Coding region: 351-1664 (437 amino acids)
Molecular function (GO): sarcosine oxidase activity; flavin adenine dinucleotide binding
Source: RefSeq, a predicted model, not a curated record
ACAUAUCGUGUGGCGAUACGGGUAGUGAUUUUAUACAAUCUAAUUCUUAUUUUGAAUUAUACAUGUACGAGGAAGUUGUCAAGCUGAUAUUUCGCAAAUGGAACUAGGUAUCAACAAAACGGUGAACUGAAUAAUUGCAUUAAUGCAUGGAUAUAAGUGAAUAAAUUAAUUGAUGAUAUAAUGAUCACCCCUCCCCUCCACCCUUCCUAUUCCCUCGAUCUGCCUCUGUCUGUUUCUCCUCUGUGAACUUUGACAUCGAGGCGUGAAUAUAAACUACAUGGACAUAUUAUAACUGAUAACAGUAAUAGCCGAGGUCUGUUAUUCGAAUUAGGAAUGAGAUUGAGUACAUCAUGUCGACAGCAAGCGAUGUUUCUGAUGAGAUAUAUGAUAUCUGUAUCAUCGGGGCUGGUAUAACGGGAUCGGCGGCUGCAAGGUGGGCAUCGUCUCUGCAGAAGAACAUCAAAAUUUGUCUGAUUGGACCAAAUGAACCACUCGAUCAUGAAUGGGAUGACCCUUCACGAACAAUCUUUGGUGCUCAUUACGACGAAGGCCGAGUGGUGACCGAGAUAUGUAUGAAUAAUAUACACGAUUCGUGGAUAGAAUUUACCCGACGAUCCAUUGCAAGAUUCAAAGAUCUUGAAAAGGAAUCAGGUAUCAGUUUCUUUACGGAAGACACCAAUAUAACCAUAUCAGACGAUUCAGUGAUCAAGGAAUUAUGGAGAAAACGUCAGGAUAAAAGCACAGCACAGUGUUACCAAGGUGACGAAUUGUCCAAUGCAAUACCGUCUUUCAAACCAUUACCCGAUGGUAUCUCUGCUAUUACAGAGACAACAAACGAAGGUUAUAUGAAUCCGCGUGCUUAUAUCGCUGCAAACAAGCUUUUAGCUUCUCAAAAUGGAUGUAAGAUUGUCGAGGAGGUGGUGCUGGAAGUCAGAGAGGAUGACAAUGUCCCCGACGACGAUGGUGACGAUAAAACUACUAAAUCAAGCAGACGACGUGUGAUAGCAAGAACUAUGACCGGACGCGUGUAUCGCGCCCAACGCAUUCUUUUAUGUCCCGGUGCAUUCGUCAAUUUUGACGGUCUGCUUCCGAACGGAUUGGAGGUAGAUGUAUCGACGACGACGGAGAGAGUUGUUAUAUUGGAGAUCAACGACGAGGAUGUCGAGCAUCUGUCGAAGUUUCCAUGUGGUAUUGUCGAUCUGAAUGAUGGCCAUGAUACCCGGAACUGUUAUUUUUUACCCGCCAUUAAAUAUCCAGAUGGAAAAUAUUACAUGAAAAUUGGACACGGGCCCGAUAUGAAUCUUCCCUUGGUUAGUAAUGAUGCCAUCACUGCGUGGUACAAAAAGAAAGAUGACAUCCCUACGACCGUGCAAGCAGAAUUGCUGUCGAGGUUCUUCGUGUGGGCGGAAGACAUCAAAUUUAAAUCGACGAGAACUUCGACCUGCGUCAUCACCAACACACCGACGCGCCGUUUUUACUGCGACAUGGCGACAUCGAACAUCGGCAUCGUAGUCGGAGGCAACGGCAGUGGAGCUUGCGUUGGUGAUGAGAUAGGUAGGAUGGGUGCACGGAUGAUCCUUAAAGGGGCCUGGGACCAUGAUUAUCCCGCUGAGCUCUUUAAACUCAGGUACAAAGACAAAGGAGGUCAAGAAAAAUCAACCUAAAGUUCGGAUAUUUGCAAUAGUUUAUGGACUACCAAAUGAUAGUGACCGAUUUUAUGUGUGUUUGUUAGCAUUUUAUUUUGUUGUUCACCUGUCUACUUGAUUGUUUCGAUGACAUUUCCCAUCGAUACAUUUGCAAGGCGAUUACUUUAUUUCCAAAUGGGAUGCAUAAUAUCAAGAGCCAAUCUCUUUUCCAAAUAAUUUGCAUGGUUCUGUGUCUUGACAGUUCCUCUAAGUUAAACAUUAAAAAUGGUACUGGGAACAGGACAUCUUAAUAGAUAAGCGAGUGAUCAAGCAAAAAUGAAUACAAGCCGUGAUUUCAAGUUACAUGUCAUUUCGAUACUACAUGGUUUUUGGAUCACCUAUUUGAAUAGCGCCCCCAUCCGUCGUAUGCAAUUGACAAGUCAUGGUUCUAAUACUAGUGGACAAAUCCCAUAUUUUUUAAAGAGUAAACAAAACAACAAAGUAAAUACUUUUCAACGAGGCAAUUUUAAGCUUUAAAUCUUGGGAUUUCAAUUAUUUUGUUGAUAAGUUUAUCAUAUCUUACAAUGACAUCUACAUGAAUGUAUAAUAGAGCCUUUUUAAUCGUGCUGUGAUAAGAAAAUAAUAUCGUUUUAUUUAAAUCCCGAUUUUAUCAAAGCCAUUAACGAUGAAAUACACGGUGAAGAGAGCAAAGACCUUUUCAAAAGUAGUAAAGAUAAUCUAUUAAAUAUUGUGUAAACGACUAAAAUGCUAUAUAAAAUGAAAUUCUAAUAAAAACUUGUUGUAAUGUUUAGAAUGAUGAGGCUAAAACUAAGUGGGUUUAUUUUCUAAUGAUCAUCAUUUAAGUUGUUACAAAACAGAUUGCAAUUUAUAAGUUUUAUUAUGUUGGGGUUUUUUUUGCAUUAAUAUAUGUACAUGUACUAUAUUACACUUUCACUUUCAC